Camelina sativa (false flax) is the source of this 340-nucleotide messenger RNA. RefSeq names its product defensin-like protein 125. The record is from RefSeq and is a predicted model, not a curated record. NCBI's taxonomy places the organism in Eukaryota, Viridiplantae, Streptophyta, Magnoliopsida, Brassicales, Brassicaceae.
GUUUUUAUUUAAGAUAAUUUCAUUCGUACUGUAUAAUCAAAAAUGACUAAAGCCAUCACUCUUGCUAUCUUCAUGGUCAUCCUCGUUUUAGGGAUGGUUACAAAGGAAACGCAAGGAGGAGAAGUAAAAAAGUGUUAUUCAUAUAUCAUAACACCGAAAGAAAACUGCGAGGGUUUGGUGUGUGCAUAUGACUGUACUUUGAAGUAUAAUGGAAACGGCGUGUGUUAUAAUACUAAGAGCAAGACAUGCAUCUGCGCUUAUAAUUGCAAAAUUUGAUUUGUCUUCUGAUUUGUAUCACACACACACAAACUAUUAUCAAUCUUGAUAUUUUAAAUUAAUA